Schistosoma margrebowiei is the source of this 2106-nucleotide messenger RNA. Lineage: Eukaryota; Metazoa; Platyhelminthes; Trematoda; Strigeidida; Schistosomatidae. The record is from the annotation of a GenBank genome assembly.
AUGGGUCGUUCGAAGCAGUUGUUAAAUAAUUCAACAAUUAAAUCCCCAAAGCCUAGUGCUACUCCGGAAUCAAAGAACAAGUAUCUCGUCAACGGCAAAGGCACUCCAUUGAGAGGUGGAUCAAAGCGUCCAGUCCCUGUCGGCAGCGACGAGAGUGAUGUAGAGGUUGAGACAGGUGCGUCGGGUGGAGAUGCUGGUGAACUAAGGAUGUCACAUAAGAAACUGAAGCUGGCGACUGAAAAGGGAAUGGAACUACAGAAAAAAGAUCUUAUCAGUGAGGAUGAAGAGGAUAAUGACGAAGAAAAUGAUAGUGAGGAAGAAGAGGAGGAGGACGAAGAGGAUGGAGAUGAUGAUGGUGUUGACGAUGACGAAAGCGAGGAGGAAGAUGACGACGAUAGUGAGGAGGAAGACGACGAUAGUGAGGAAGAGUCUAGUGAAGGAGAAGAAGAAAGUAAUAAAGACAAUUCAAAAGUGAGUACUGAGAAAGGUAAAGCCAUCAACAACCUGGUUGGGUCAAAAGCUGUCCAAAAACCUGGUUCGAUGUUGAACAAUGAGAAAUUGACGGAAAAUAAGAUAUCAAGAACACCGAGUAAAGUGACUGAGGGAUCUGAGCCACAAAGCAGUACAUCGGGCAAGGUCCUCAUACUACAUGGACCUGAAAACUUGGAUAGUUUGAAAGAAUUCCUUUCCAAAAUUAGCCCAGUGACCAGCAUAAGCAGGAUGGAACCAGCACCCAUAAUGGCUACCAUCGCUAAUAUAAGCAUUUUCAAAAGUCGAUUAAAGUCAGGAAAGUUGAUGUUUCAAGGGAAGGAGCUCGAAGUAAUACCUGUAGAUAGAGUCGAUGACGCCAAUAGAGGAAUGCAACCCACCAAAACUUUGUUCGUAGGUGGAAUUCCAAAAUCCCUGACAAUUGAACAACUAAAAAGUCAUCUCCCCAACAACUGUCAACCUGUUUCCUUAAAUUUGCUGAAUAAAAACCCUAAAAUCAAUAGUGCAUUUAUAUCCUUCUCCUCUAUUGAUGCGGCUAAGCAAGCUCACCAGAUUUUCAGUUCUUUAACUGUGGAAGGUCAAUUGUUCAAAGCUAACUUCGCUAAAGAUCAACAGCCUCGAGCUGGUCCUGAUGGUUCCGUAAGAGUCGCAGUUUCGAAUUGGGAUGGUCAUCCGAACCAGUUGCGUAAGCUAUUCCCGACAUGUUUAGACGUUCAGUGGAUUCAGAAAAAACGAAAGGCAUUUCUUAAAUUUCCUUCCUUGGAAGUCCGAAAGGCUGCUGUCUCACAGCCAAAGUUUCAUGCCGGUAAACAGCUGAAACUGGCAUUAACAGGAGGACCAGAGCUCAAAACUGCCAUCGUUUGGGGUUUUCCAGCUGACACAAAAGAAUCAGACAUCAAAGGAUUAUUUGGUGGCGUCGUUUCAGUGUCACGUGAUACAACUACUGGGAACCAGAGUGCAUCCAUGACUGUCGAGUUUGAAACCGCUGCAGAUUGUAAUAAUGCAAUUUCCUCAAACGCAACUCUGAAAGGUCGUCGCGUGACAAUAUUUUUAAAAGAUGUCUUUGUUGAUGAUUGUGCUAACAAUCAACAGAAGCGUUCUGGACCACCUGAGAAGAAAGCUAAACCUGCAGAAGUAGGUGUUUCGAAGGUCAAGGCUGCUCACAAAGUUUCAAAGGCAGAGGAGGUGAAUGACGCAGAUAACAUUGAAGAUGAGAAUGACGACGAAGAGGACGAAGAUACAAGUGAAGAUGGCGACGACAGUGACGAAGACGAUGAAAGUGAAGAUGGAAGCGAGGAAGAAGAGGAUGGGAGUGAAGACGAAAGUGACGAGGACGUUGAUAUGGUCUCACCUAAAGGCAAGGAGAAGAAGCAGUUUUCUGGCUUACACGACAAAAAAACUGGUGGGUUUCCGAAAGCAGACAAUCGUUCAGGAGACCAAAGCAACUUCAAAGCGCAGCACAAAUUUGGUGGUGAUUUCAAGCGCAACUCGUUUCGUGGUCGUGGUGGUCGGUCUCGCGGCCGCGGUGGUCAGUCGCCUCACGGUCGUGGUGGCCAGUCUUUCCGUGGUCGUGGUGGUAACCGUGGGGGCUGGUCAAAACGCGGUGGUUCUGAUUAA